AUGUCUGCUAAAACUCAAUUCAACAAUUCCACAUCUGAAAAUAGCAAUUGUCGUGUUUUAGUAACAGGUGCAUCUGGUUACCUUGCUAUGCACUGCAUUCAGCAACUACUGCAACGUGGUUAUAAAGUACGUGGAACACUUCGAGAUUUAAACUGUCCUGAAAAGGUUAAUCCAUUACGACAAUUAGCAAAUGGUGAUCAACUGGAACUUUAUCAUAUUACUCUCGAAGAUGGUGCAGAUCUGUGGCAAAAAGCAAUGAUUGAUUGUACAUAUGUGUUACACAUUGCAAGUCCAUGUGAAGUGAUAACAGAUGAAGCAAUUAUUGAAAUAGCAGUUUAUGGUACUUUAAAUGUUCUUCGUGGUGCAUCACAACAACACUGUGUACGGAAAAUUGUACUUACUAGUUCAUCUGGCGCAAUUAAUUUUAAUUGGAAACACUUACAUCCUUAUCACAAAAGUAAAACAUUAGCUGAGAAAGCAGCUUGGAGUUUUAUGGAAAAAAAUCCAGAUGUAUCAUUUUCAUUAACAGUUUUAAAUCCUUCUUUAAUUGUUGGACCAUCAUUACAAAAUGCUAAAGGGUCAAGCAUUAUGAUUAUAAGUCGUUUCAUGGAUGGUUCAAUGCUAGCUUAUCCAUUAAUGAAAUUUGGUUUAAUUGAUGUUCGCGAUGCGGCUCGAGCGCAUAUUUUAGCAAUGAAAGAAACAAAAUGUAAUGGACAACGAAUUCUUAUCACCGCUGAAACAUUAUCUUUUCAACAAAUUGCUAAUAUUUUACGAGAAGAAUUUGCUGAUAAAGGUUAUCGUAUUCCACGUUUUAAAGCACCCUAUGUAGCUCUGUGGUUUUAUUCUUUAAUAGAUAAGGUAGCAUUGCAAGCUUUAUCAUUAUAUGGACAUGAAGAUAAUUUUGAUAAUUCUAAAGCAUCUCAAUUAUUAGGUAUGUCAUAUCAAAAUGUGAGAAAGUCACUGUUAGAAAUGGCUUAUGAUAUGAUUGAACGAAAUAUUUUACCAAGAAUGAAGAAUGUGGAAGAGAGAAAGCGGCUAAUUUAA
Brugia malayi is the source of this 1044-nucleotide messenger RNA. RefSeq names its product oxidoreductase, putative. Lineage: Eukaryota; Metazoa; Nematoda; Chromadorea; Rhabditida; Onchocercidae. The coding region runs from base 1 to 1044 and encodes 347 amino acids. The transcript has 8 exons. Gene Ontology annotation, molecular function: oxidoreductase activity, acting on the CH-OH group of donors, NAD or NADP as acceptor. The record is from RefSeq and is a predicted model, not a curated record.